Molecule: messenger RNA, 11019 nt
Organism: Salmo salar (Atlantic salmon)
Lineage: Eukaryota; Metazoa; Chordata; Actinopteri; Salmoniformes; Salmonidae
Source: RefSeq, a predicted model, not a curated record
UUAUCCUUGGGUUGAGAGCUCGCGGACAGAAUCGUCGGAAUAGAACACGGUGCUGAGACAGAGAGCUGUUCGGCAAACAGGUGGAAACAUUGGCGAAGACAACGGAGACAUUCAUCUCAAACCACUUCUCCGUUCCGAAGAAGAGUGUAAUUUAAAACAUGGAACAGUGUCGUUAGCCGGUAGAUUGAGCCCUAGCACUUUCUUGUACCUACAUCGCGAAGUUGAGUCCCUCGACCCAGCCCGUUAGCUGUUUGGCUAGCCCGUUAGCAUUGCAUUAUUAGCUAUGUAGCUCGCUAACUAGCUCAUUUUUGUCAGCCAAGGGGCUCGGUCGCAAAGCAAAUAUAUUUCGUUGUUUGCAUAUGGAAACUGUCAUGGUAUAAACUAUUCAGUUAUUAGAUUAAACCCCUCGGGACAUGCAUGAUCUGGAGAAUAGCUGUUUAUUGAAGAUUUGCUGAAGGAGAUAAUUCCCUCCUGGUAGCAAGCCAUUGUGUGAUGAUGGAAAAUGCAAUAUAUGAGGACGAACCUUUGUAACUAACUUAGCUGGCUGACCAGGCAGUUGGCACCACAUAUCAAGGAUUCUGGAUGAUUCUUCGACUGGAGUCCAUUGGGGAUCAUUUAUCUUUUGGAGAGGUCCUGUAACUUAUCGCCGAGACAGUCGCAUUGUCUGUCCGUCUGACAGUGGACACAAUGGGGGAGACCAGUCUGAACGACUCUAAUGUGAAGGUCGCAGUCCGUGUUCGUCCUAUGAACAGGAGAGAAAAGGACCUGAACACAAAAUGUAUUGUGGAUAUGGAAGGCAACCAGACCAUCCUGCAUCCAGGCGGAGGAAACCUGGGCAAAGGAGACUCCAGGAGUCAGACCAAGACCUUCGCCUAUGACUACUGUUUCUGGUCCAUGGACGAGUCGGAAAAGGACAAGUUUGCGGGUCAGGACGUGGUGUUCCAGUGCCUUGGGGAGAGUCUUUUGCACAACGCCUUCCAGGGUUACAACGCCUGCAUCUUCGCCUACGGACAGACAGGUUCGGGAAAGUCGUACACCAUGAUGGGUUCUGUGGACUCUCCAGGUCUGAUCCCACGGCUCUGCAGCUCUCUGUUUGACCGCACCCUGCAGGAGCAGAGGGAGGGGGAAGGCUUCACCAUAGAGGUCUCCUACAUGGAGAUAUACAACGAGAAGGUCCGCGACCUCCUCGACCCCAAAGGGAGCAGGCAGGCUCUUAGAGUGAGGGAGCACAAGGUGUUGGGGCCGUACGUGGACGGCCUGUCACGCCUGGCUGUAGCCAGCUACAAGGAUAUUGAGUCUCUGAUGUCGGAGGGGAAUAAGUCUCGUACGGUGGCUGCCACCAACAUGAACGAGGAGAGUAGCAGAUCUCACGCUGUCUUCAACAUCAUCCUCACACACACACUCAAAGACCUGCAGUCUGGGACGAGUGGUGAGAAGGUGAGUAAGCUGAGUCUGGUAGACCUGGCUGGCAGUGAGAGAGCAGCUAAGACUGGCGCUACUGGAGAGAGGAUGAAGGAGGGGAGCAACAUCAACAAGUCUCUGACUACUCUAGGCCUGGUCAUAUCUGCUCUGGCAGAACAGGGAUGUGGGAAAAACAAGACCAAAUUUGUCCCUUACAGAGACUCUGUGCUAACAUGGCUUCUAAAGGACAGCCUGGGCGGUAACAGCCGCACGGCCAUGGUGGCCACGGUGAGCCCAGCAGCAGACAACUACGACGAGACGCUGUCCACGCUGCGCUACGCCGACCGGGCCAAGAGCAUCGUCAACCACGCCGUCGUCAACGAGGACCCCAACGCACGCAUCAUCAGGGAGCUCCGAGAGGAAGUGGAGAAACUACGGGACCAGCUAACACAGGCAGAGUCUAUGAAGGCCCCAGAGCUGAAGGAGAGGCUGGAGGAGUCUGAAAAACUCAUCCAGGAGAUGACCGUGACCUGGGAGGAGAAGCUACGCAAGACGGAGGAGAUCGCACAGGAGCGGCAGAAACAGUUGGAGUCCCUGGGCAUCUCUCUGCAGUCGUCUGGCAUCAGAGUGGGAGAAGACAAGUGUUUUCUAGUCAACCUCAACGCUGACCCCGCUCUCAACGAACUGCUGGUCUACUACCUGAAGGAGCACACUAAGGUUGGUUCAGCAGACUCCCAGGACAUUCAGCUGUGUGGGAUGGGUAUUCAGGCUGAACACUGCAUCAUAGACAUCACAGCUGACCAACGGGUGGUCCUCACUCCUCACAGGAACUCAAGAACGUGUGUGAACGGCUCUCCUUGCACCAGCCCUCAGCAGCUCCACCAUGGAGACCGCAUCCUGUGGGGAAACAACCACUUCUUCAGGAUCAACCUGCCUAAGUGGCGGUCGCGGGGUGGUGGUGAGGAAGAGGAGGGUGAGGGAGGCCUGAUGAAGAACAGUAGCAGUAGUGAACAGCUGGAAGGCGACGGAGACACCAACAGUGAGGUUUCCUCCGAGGUCUCCUUCUCCUACGAGUUCGCCCAGACAGAGGUCAUGAUGAAGGCCCUGGGCAACAACGACCCCAUGCAGGCAGUGCUCCAGUCUCUAGAGAGGCAGCACGAGGAGGAGAAGCGCUCGGCACUGGAGAGACAAAGGCUGAUGUAUGAACAGGAGCUGCAACAGCUGAGACGACGGCUGCACCCGGACAGACCGUCUGUAGGACAGACAGGCAUGGCCCCCAGCCAAUCACAGGGCCAGGCUGACAGGCCGGGACAGCCCCACUACCGCAGCCUGGAGAGACUCAGCAUGUCCAACUCACCCAGCGCACAGAGCAGGCUGAAGCAGUGGAGCGAGGAGAGAGAGGCGGUGUUGACCCGGAGCCUACGUAAGCUGAGGGAGCAGAUAGUGAGAGCUAACCUGCUGGUGCAGGAGGCUGGCUUCAUAGCAGAGGAGCUGGACAAACGCACCGAGUACAGAGUCACCUUGCAGAUACCUGCUGCUAACCUCAAUGCCAACCGCAAGCGUGAUGCAGUGCUCAGUGAGCCUGCGGUGCAGGUGAGGCGUAAGGGGAAAGGGAAGCAGAUCUGGGCUCUGGAGAAGAUGGAGAACAGACUGGUGGACAUGAGAGAACUGUACCAGGAAUGGAAGGAGUACGACGAUGACAACCCAGUGAUGCGUUCCUACUUUAAGCGUGCCGACCCAUUCUUUGAUGAGCAGGAGAACCACAGUCUGAUCGGCGUAGCCAAUGUCUUCCUGUCCUGUCUGUUCUAUGACGUCAAGCUGCAAUACGCAGUACCCAUCAUCAAUCAGAAGGGGGAGGUGGUUGGGAGGUUACACGUGGAGGUGGUGAGAGUUGCGGGGGGGUUUGAGGACAGCAUGGCUGGCGGAGAGGACAAUGAGACCAGCCCCGACGGAGAGGUGCAGGAGAGGAAACUGGUCUGCAUGAUCAAGAUUCUUCAGGCAACAGGUCUCCCCCAGUACCUUUCCAACUUUGUCUUCUGCCAAUACUCGUUCUGGGACCAGGCGGAGCCUGUAAUCGUGGCCCCAGAGGUGGAUCCCUCUGCCUCGUCCCCAAGCAGCAAGGACCCUCACUGCAUGGUGGUCUUUGACAGCUGCAAGGAGAUGGGUGUGUCUGUAACAGAGGAGUUUCUAGAGUAUCUGACAGAGGGGGCUGUGGCCAUGGAGGUGUACGGACACAGACAGGCUGCCGCCGGACAGGCUGACUCCGGCAGGAACCCUGCCUUCUGGGACCUCAGCAUCAUACAAGCCAAGACACGCACGCUACGGGACAGGUGGAGCGAGGUAACACGUCGUCUGGAGAUGUGGAUCCAGGUGUUGGAGAUCAACGAGAACGGAGACUUCAUGCCUGUGGAGGUCAUACCUGCCAGAGACGUACGCACAGGAGGUAUAUUCCAACUGCGACAGGGCCAGUCCAGACGUCUGCAGGUGGAGGUGAAGUCUGUGCAGGACAGUGGGACGAUGCCGCUGAUAGCAGAGGUGCUGCUGGCCGUGUCUGUGGGCUGUGUGGAGAUCAGACAGACACGCCAGGCCAAGGCCAACAACGAACCCGUACAGAUGGAGGGGGAUGAGAUGGACAGCUAUCAGGAGCGUGAUCUGGAGCGUCUGCGUCGUCAGUGGUUGACGGCUCUCACCAAGAGACAGGAGUACCUGGACCAACACCUCCAGACCCUGGUCAGCAAGCCAGAGAAGACAGAGGAUGACGUGGAGAGGGAGGCCCAGCUGUUGGAAUGGCGCCUGACACUGACCGAGGAGAGGAACGCCGUCAUGGUGCCUUCAGCUGGGAGCGGCAUCCCUGGAGCUCCUGCAGAGUGGGUCCCUCUACCUGGAAUGGAGGCCCAUACCCCUGUUCUUUUCCUGGACCUCAGUGCGGAUGACUUCAGUUCCCAGGAUGCUUUGGAGGUCCCGGAGGCUGGAGGUUGGGACGCCACUCUGAGCGGAGAGGACGAGGAAGAAUUCUUCGACCUGCAGAUCGUCAAACAUUAUGAUGAAGAGGUAAAAGCUGAGGCAUCGUGGGACUCCACAGUGCACCAGUGUCCCCAGCUGAGCCGCGGUGGAGCGUGCCCGGAGCAGAGGGUUUAUCUGACGGUGCGCUGCGUGGUGCAGCUCAGCCACCCGGCAGACAUGCAGCUGGUGCUGAGGAAACGGAUCUGUGUCAACCUGAACCCCGGCAGACAGGGCUUCGCUCAGAACUUCCUGAAGAGGAUGUCCACGCGCUCCACCAUCCCCGGCUGUGGGGUCACCUUCGAGGUGGUCUCCAACAUCCCCGGGGAUGCCCAGGGUUCAGAGGACAGGGAGAUGUUAGCUCGUCUAGCCGCCAGCGCAGAGAACCCCAAGUCGGCCGACAACGAGGCGGCCAUAGAGAAAUACCUCCGCAGUGUCCUGGCUGUGGAGAACAUCCUCACUCUGGACCGACUACGACAGGAAGUGGCGGUGAAGGAGCACCUGGCAGGCAAAGGGAAGGGUAACAGACGCAGUCUCAGCUCCCCCAGUGUCCACAGGCUGUCUGGCAGCAGACAGGACCUGUCCUCUGACUGCAAUCUGGACGACAACAAGACUCGCUGGGAGAGCCAGCAGGACAUCAUGACCUCGCCCCAGUUUAGCCACACCCUGCCUCGCCCCUCCUCCUCUCCCCCUAAUACUCCCCCACAGAUCCAGGACCCAGAGCAAGGUCGUUCAGGGCUUGCUGCCUCUUAUCUUUCAGUCAAAGCCCUGGUGCCGCAGAUGCCCAAGCUGCUCAAGUCCCUGUUCCCUGCCCGCGAGGACAAGAAGGAGCCCUUACGCCCCUCGCCCCACUCUCUACAGCACAUGCCUCGUAUCAUCAUGCAGACGACGGGGCCUGAAGACAGCAGGAUCCGGAUAGAAUCGGUUGCUAAGGUAGGGAGGACCGCCCUUAUCCCGGCCCUGACCAAUGACAGGUGGUCAGAGUCCACCGAAGCCCCUCUUCCUGUUCUGUCCUCCCAGCAUGACUAUUCCCUCAGCCCCAUCAGCGAGGCCUCCAGCGGCUACUUCUCCACUAGUGUUUCCACGGCAACCCUGACCGAGGCUUCAGCCAGCGCUGCUGGUGACCACCCUGCCACCCCCCUCCGCCCCUCCUCCUCCCUCACCCUCCUAGAUGCAGGGGUGGGUCUAAAGGGGAUUGAUGCUCCUGAAACUACGUUACCCAGAACCCAGCAGCAGCAGCGAGCUGAACGGAACGGUGUUACUGCUGCCUCUCCUCAGUAUGACAACAAAAUGGCCACCACAGGUCCCGGGUACAGCGUCACCACAGGCAACAAGCCCUUCUCCAUACAGAGGGUGUCGGCGUCGGACCUGAAGUCGUUCCAGCAGCGCAUCCUGGGGGAGGAAGUGGAGGCGAGAGGAGGAGGAAGACAAGGGAGUCUGGAGAGACUGGAAAUCGUCCUGGACGAUGAGGAUGGCGGCUGCGACUACGUGCUACCUGAUUGGCUGAGAGAGGGGGUGUGCGUGACGGUGGGAGCCAAUAAGGGCGGGACAGUGCGCUACGUGGGCAACACUGAGUUCGCCGAGGGCGUGUGGGUCGGGGUGGAGCUUGACUCGCCCUCAGGUAAGAACGACGGCUCCGUAGGCGGGCGCCACUACUUCCGCUGUAAUCCUGGUUACGGUGUCCUGGUGCGUCCCGACCGGGUUCUCCGACGGGAGCGUUCCACCAAACGGAACCCGGAGAACCGGCGCAGUGGUGAGUUCUACCAGCCCGUUCUGCGGGGAGAGUCCACUAACAGGAGAGGGGAGAACCGCAAGUCCUGGAGCAGCUGAACUGGAGAGAAACAGGCCUGGCUGGGAGAGACCAUUAUUCUACACAUCCCUCUGGCUCGGAUCAACUACAAAACCCACACAUCCUGUUUCUAAGCCUCCGUCUCGCUUAGCACCCUCUCUCUCAAUCUCCCCCUAACUAUGCAAUACUACUGCAUCUAAUAGAAAGGGUCCCUGUCCUAUGCCCACCCAUAGCUAUGGAGCAGUACCUUAGUGCUCUGGGUUAGAUCUGUCUGGGUUCAUUUCAAUGGGGAAGACCUUUACCCAACAAGCCCCUGUUGUCUCCCCAUCUGAACACAGCACUGGUGGUGCUGCCUGUGGUAUGGAUUGGGCACAGGCCCUGAGUGGUUCCACAGCACCUGAAGUAGUCUACAGAGUGUUGCUGUCUGUAUGAAGUGACCCACAGGGUGGCCAAUAGGAACUGUUUCUCCUCGGGCCAAGGUUCAGGUUCUGAAGUGAUGACAUCACUUUCUCUGACGUCAUCAAACUCUGGUCACACUUCGAGAAUCCUUCUGAAAGAAUGAGACUACUAUUCCACCGGACUCUGUCCGGAACGCCCCUCUUUUUUCAAUGGAACUGUCCAUUUUACCCCCCCAUUUUUGAAUGGAACUGUCCCUUUUAACUAAAUGAUAUUAUCAGUCCUUUUUGUGGACUGACAUUAACAGUUACUAUGUCUGUUUCCCUGUGUGAAGUCAUUCAUCUGAAAUGAUCGAUUCUUCCAGAAUGUGCCUUCGAGUUUUUUUCUUUGUUAUAUUUCUUAGUGGUUUUAUUCGACACAUUUCUCCCUCUGUUGAGCUUUGACGAGAAUGCCUUGUGUAAGGUGAUCUCAGGGACUGCAGAGUGGACAUGGACGUACCUGUGAGAAGAUUUGUGUGUGUGUGCCUGUGUUUUAAAAGUUGGGCCCUUGAAGCUGAAUUUAACCAUGGCAAUUUACAGUAUAGGCUGGGAGAAAAUUGAUCCCUGUGCGUGUGUGUGUGUGCACGUCUGUGUGUGUGCAUGUUUCCGGCUGAUCUGAAAGAUGAAGCUCCGUCGUUAUGACGACGUGGUUUGUGCAAAAGUAAUAGCUGUUGGUUUUAAAUUGUACGUUGAGAAGUCAGCUGAAGGAUGGUUCCACUAUGAGAAGCCCAGGGAGCAAAAUUGGUUGAAAUUGCUUUUCUUAAUGUCUUUUUAACAUCAAGUGCUCACUGGGAGAUUUUGCACGGUGACUGACUGUGGUGAUGUGUGUUAGCAGAAUGGUUGUCUUUGGUUGUAGAACUGUUUGAGGAAGUAUCGGUGGUAUGUAUGGUGUAUGCUGAACAGCUGGUCUUGUGUGUAUGUAGGAUGGAAGGUAGGAUCUGGUAUGUUUUAUGCUGGUCAUUUGAUUUGUGUUUGGGGGAUAAAGAUCUCUAUGCAUACAUUCACCAUUUGUGUGAAGAUACAGAUCUGUAAUAGGGUCUAUCAUUUACAUACUGAGUCAAUGGCUUUGGGAGAUGAAAGAAUGCAAGGUUGUGGGAGCAUUGUUUUACAAGUUAUUUCGUUUGAAACUAUGGAAUUUUAUUUAAAAUGUUAAUUGAUCCCUGAAGUUCUUACACAAUGUAGUGAAUCUCAUUUUUAUUAGACAUUUGAAGUUAAUACUUAAAGGGGCAAUCUGCAGUUCAAACAACAACAAAGUGGUGUCCCCGCCACAGUUUUGGUAAAUAGGAAUGGUACUGGAGAAAUGUAACCGCUCUCAGAUUAUCAUUAAUUUAAACAUCCAAAAAUGGAUGUAACAACUGCAGAUUGCCUCUUUUUGAAAUUCCAUUGAAUAGAAAUGUAAAGUGUGUAUUCUCACGUAGUGAGCGGAGGUAGAAACUGUAAGGAGAUGCAGAAUGGGUUUUAACACUAGUCCAUCCAGCAGGCUGAAACAUGAAGGAUCUGAAAGCUAAACCCCGUCACUCCAACGCUAUGACAUUUCGUUUGACUCUUUAUCAUCUGAUUUAAGAGAAGCCUAAAUUUGCAUUGUUAUAUAUAUUUUAAUGGUUGUACAUAUGCCUUUAUCAUGUGAAAUAGAUAAAGCCUUCUAAAUUGUACUGAAAAAAAUUGUUGCUUGCACAAGUGAUUUUAUGAGAAAUGGUGCGGCUAUAGCCACUGUUAUAUAACUGUAUAUGGAUUCGAUCAUUGACAUUCUAGUUCCUUUUGGGAAUUGAUCUUGAUUCUUGAUUUGUGGUAAUAGGAGGGGAACUGUGUGUGUGUGUGUGUGAACAUGCGGUGUUGUAAUGAAGAGUGAGAGAGCAGGUGGCGUAUCAGAUAGAUUUGGCCUUGUCUUCACACCUCUCUGCACAGAGACUGAAGAGUGUUUUGAGAUCACUUCAGGCUUAUCUAUUUCUUUAUUUCCGUGCCUCGUUUUUUUCUCUGUCUCAUAUCAGGAAGUAGCUCUGAUUCAAACACAUUUCAUUAUUAAGUAACUUAUCGGGAAUUUCACAUUGCUGGUGGAGUCUUCGCUUCUGACUCAAAAUAGUUGCAGUGAGGCCGGGAUUCAAUCUGUUCACACUUUGUCAGCUAUGCACCUUUUAAAGGCAAUGUUCCCGCAUUUGCGGAAACCGUCCUCAUUUCUGUAAAAAUUCAUCAAUUUUUAAUUUGUUUGUAAUUUAGCAGACGCUCUUAACCAGUGCGACUUACAGUAGUGCAUCCAUUUUUAUACUGAAAAGCAGGUACACGUGUACCUGAAUGCUGUGUAACGGCAGGAAGAGGAAGUCAUUCGUCAUACAUGCAUCCUCUGGCUUUCAUUUCAAUAGGCGUCAUCAUGGACUUUAUAUUUGACCAUAUAUGGAUGUGACUGUUUGCGCUCAGAACCACAUCAGGGGUGUAUUCACUAGGAACCAGAAGCAAACGAAACAAAGCGGGGAGGGACCUACCUGAAUUGGUCCAAUAGAAACUCUUGUGUGGAGUAAAUGGAAAACCACUUUUUGCUACGGUCUGCAACUAAUGAAUACACCCUUGUAUUCUAUUGAGUUUGACCCUUAGACUGUCUAUACCUGAUUAAGGAUCCGUCUAUACAGUUACCCUUUCAUCAUUCCACAGAAAGCAUGUUCUGUUUUUUUAUCAAGUGCUACUGUGAGCAUAUAUUUUUAAAGGCCCAAGGACACAGAUGCAACAAAUCGUUAUGGGGGAAAUAAUAUUUCAAGAGUAUGCAUUUCCUGUAUAUCUUUGGCAACCCUGGUCCAGAGCUCAGAGCAAUAUAACACCUGCCUUUAUGUGGCCUUCAGUCUACAAGUCAGUCAGUCUGUCCCCCUCUGAGGUUUUUAGUUAUUAAACCCAGUCUGGCAAUGCGAGACUCAAUAACUGCAAACCUUUAAAUUGUAAGACUUUCUUCACACUACAUCAGACCCACUGCCACAUAGAACCAUGGGAGCUCACGUUAGUAGAGGAUACUAGCACAGACAUCAACUAGAGCAGAGAAUCUUUACCCCAACACAGACAUCAACUAGAGCAGAGAAUCUUUACCCCAACACAGAUGUCAACUAGAGCAGAGAAUCUUUACCCCAACACAAUGUCAACUAGAGCAGAGAAUCUUUACCCCAACACAAUGUCAACUAGAGCAGAGAAUCUUUACCCCAACACAGACAUCAACUAGAGCAGAGAAUCUUUACCCCAACACAGACAUCAACUAGAGCAGAGAAUCUUUACCCCAACACAGACAUCAACUAGAGCAGAGAAUCUUUACCCCAACACAGACAUCAACUAGAGCAGAGAAUCUUUACCCCAACACAGAUGUCAACUAGAGCAGAGAAUCUUUACCCCAACACAGAUGUCAACUAGAGCAGAGAAUCUUUACCCCAACACAGACGUCAACUAGAGCAGAGAAUCUUUACCCCAACACAGACGUCAACUAGAGCAGAGAAUCUUUACCCCAACACAGACAUCAACUAGAGCAGAGAAUCUUUACCCCAACACAGACAUCAACUAGAGCAGAGAAUCUUUACCCCAACACAAUGUCAACUAGAGCAGAGAAUCUUUACCCCAACACAGACAUCAACUAGAGCAGAGAAUCUUUACCCCAACACAGACAUCAACUAGAGCAGAGAAUCUUUACCCCAACACAGACAUCAACUAGAGCAGAGAAUCUUUACCCCAACACAGACGUCAACUAGAGCAGAGAAUCUUUACCCCAACACAGACAUCAACUAGAGCAGAGAAUCUUUACCCCAACACAGAUGUCAACUAGAGCAGAGAAUCUUUACCCCAACACAGACAUCAACUAGAGCAGAGAAUCUUUACCCCAACACAACAUCAACUAGAGCAGAGAAUCUUUACCCCAACACAACAUCAACUAGAGCAGAGAAUCUUUACCCCCACUCAGCAGCCACGCUCCAUUUCUGUCCAAUACUAAAGGGGUUUGAGCUGGAGGAAGGGACAGAAAUGGAAUUGGGCCCGAUCUUCAGACCAUUUGUACAACGGUUUCGUCAUGAAAUGGCACCCUACUCCCCAUAUAGUGCACUUUUUAAUAGUGUGUAGAGAAGAGGGUUCCAAUUUGGACAUAACGAAUCACUUGAGACCAGCUCUGGUUUGUGCCUUGUCCUGGAGUUAUAAUCAAUCAUUUGCGUAUCUGAUUGUGUUGUCAUGAAGUGUAUUUGAGUGAGCGAAUGCGUUUAGGCUUGACUAUGUAUAUAUUUGCAUAUUAAGACUUAACAAUCUGAGCGCAAGUUUGGGUUUUAAUUUAAUUGUUCUGUGUAAUUCUAUGCUGAAAUCCAAAGAAUAAUAAUGCAUUUGUCUUUUUUAAUCGCCUGGACAAUAAUCUCUCUGUAAAGGAAAGAAUAAAAAAAAAUGAAUUGA